Messenger RNA from Actinia tenebrosa (Australian red waratah sea anemone), 930 nucleotides. Its product is annotated as chymotrypsinogen B. The record is from RefSeq and is a predicted model, not a curated record. Gene Ontology annotation, molecular function: serine-type endopeptidase activity. Gene Ontology annotation, biological process: proteolysis. NCBI's taxonomy places the organism in Eukaryota, Metazoa, Cnidaria, Anthozoa, Actiniaria, Actiniidae.
CGUAUUGCAUUGCUCCUAAUAGUAUUGAUCGGGAACACUCGUAAUAGUGUGAUAAUGUUGGCUUUGGGAAUUCUUCUCCUCUGCUUUGGGCCUUCCUUUCUUGAAGCUUGUGGCAUAAAACCAUACAGUGCACGGGUCGUCAAUGGAGAAACCGCUCCUCAACACGCCUGGCCCUGGCAGAUUUCUCUCCGUGUGAACGGAGGACACAUCUGUGGUGGAUCUCUGAUCAAACCUGACUGGGUUCUCACUGCAGCUCACUGUGUGGAAAGAAACCCCAGACCAAGUGGCUACACCGUUGUUGUUGGUGCUCACAAUCUCUACUCCUCGACCCGAUACCAACAAACAUUCCGUGUUGUUCGCCUUCAUAUGCACUCAGGAUUCAGCAUGAACCACUUCCGGAACGACGUCGCUCUUCUCAAGCUGGAGAGACCCGCUCAGCUGAGUUCAGCCGUUAAUCUUGUGUGUGCACCUCGAGCCAAUUCACGUAUACCCGCGGGCACUCAAUGUUAUAUCACUGGAUGGGGCCGCACCGUCGGUGGUGGCUCGGGUGCCUCGGUCCUCCAGCAGGCACCACUACCAGUAGCAGGAGAUCGUGAAUGCCAAAGAGUAAAUGGCUAUAUGAUUCCGAUUGAUUCAACUUCUAUGAUCUGCGCCGGUGGACGAGGCAGAGGUGGUUGUCAAGGAGACAGUGGUGGACCAUUUGUCUGUAACGAGGGUGGUCGAUGGGUUCUCCGCGGUGCCGUUAGCUGGGGACAUUCCAUGUGCCGUACUGAUCAUUACACUGUUUUUGCUCGAGUCAGCAGCUUCAUCGGUUGGAUAAACCAACGAAUACGUUGAGGCAACCGCUACCAAUCCUCCAAGAAUCCGAAAAAAUAGAUGUAGUGAUUGAUUCAAAAUAAAGGAAUGUGAUCAAUAUUGAUCGCACCGAGA